CUCAAAGAAAUGUUUCCACAUUACUUUUUGUUUUGCUCUGUAUGAUGUAACUGUGAGGAGAGAUCUUUGGGAGAGAUUGUCUCUUGUUGCAGGUAGGAUAACCACUCCUUGGGCAAUUAUGGGUGACUUCAAUUCUGUCUUGAAUUCCAGUGAAAGGGUCAACUGUCAUGCUUAUGCCAUGACUGACCUACUUCAAUUUCGAUUGAAUAAUGACCUACUUGAUGCUAAAUCCACUGGACUACAGUUCUCAUGGAAUAGAGGGAACAAAUGGGCAAAACUUGACAGGGUUUUGGUCAAUUGUGAGUGGGAGUUGCUUCAAUGGGAGUGUUGGGCAGAAUUCAAAAACAUGGAGUUUCUGUUUGACCACUGCGCAGUACUACUCCAUCUUAUUCAGAGUUCUACUAAUGGACCAAAGCCCUUCAAGUUCUUCAACAUGUGGAUGAAACACGAGGCUUUUGACAGAAUUGUGGAAGAUGUAUGGCAUUUCAGAGUGACACGCACCAGACAGUUCAGACUUUGCAAGAAACUUAAAAUGCUGAAACAACCUUUGAGACAAUUGAAUAAAAGAGAGUUUGGGCAUAUUUCAUCUAGAGGUGAGCACACAAGGAGCACCUACUCUGAUGUCAUGGGGCAACUACUCAUGAAUCCGAGCAACCCUUCUCUCAUUGCUGAAGCUGAUCUUCUAAGAAAGAAAGUCACCUUCUUCAGUGAUGCGGAGAGGGUCUUCUUCCAACAAAAGGUCAAAUGUGUCCUGAUCAAUGACGGUGAUAAGUGUUCAGAGUUUUUUCACUCCCUGGUGAAGAAACAAGCUUCGAUGAACUCUAUACCUUUCAUUGUCACGGAUCAGGGUACAACCACUUCCUUGAAUAGCAUUGUGGAGGAGUUCCUGGCUUAUUAUAACACCAUCUUUGGAAGUACAGUUCCAACAACACCCAUUGAUUGGAAUGUCUUCAGAGAAGGACCUUUGCUUCUGGUGGAUGAGUUACAAAAUUUGACCAAGGAUGUGGAGAUAACGGAAGUCAAAGAGGCACUCUUUUCCAUGGGAAAUGACAAAGCUCCUUGGCCGAAUGGUUACACGGUGGGAUUCUUCAAUCAGAAAUGGAACACGGUUGGCAAUACUCUCUUUGAGGCAGUCUCAGAGUUCUUCAUCAGUGGCAGACUUCUCAAACAACUUAACCAUGCUAUAGUUGUUCUUAUCCCCAAGAAAAUCAACCAUAUAGCCUUUGCGGAUGAUGUUAUGAUGUUUGCCAGGGGAAACAUUGAUUCAGUGUCAAUCUUAGCAAAAGCCAUACACACAUUUUCCCAAGUUUAUGCCCUUCAUGUGAACCCCCAGAAAUCAAACAUUUAUCUUGCGGGAGAGAUCAAGGAUAAUAGACAAGACAUAUUGGACUUGGUCUCCUUCCCUGAGGGGAAACUUCCGGUUCGAUAUUUGGGUCUGCCUCUUACCUCCCAGAGGGCCUCUGAAAGGGACUUUGCCCCAUUGGUCAACAAGGUUGAUGAGAAUAUCAGGAAAUGGAACGCCAAAACUUUGUCUGUAGCGGGGAAAGUGGAAAUUCUGAGUGCCAUACAAGGAAUUGAAGGCAAGGCUCACUGUUCUAAAAGGAAGAUGUGGAGACUUGCUAUCUUGACUACGGUCUACUACACUUGGAAACUCAGGAAUGGAGUUCGCUUUGACAAUGAGGCUGUUAACAUUGAUGCCGUCACCAAAAUAAAGGUGGGGUGUACAAGAUUCGGUCGUAGUGAAGGCGAUGGUUGGAAGUUCAAACCAGUCGCCCUCCGUGCAUACGUCUGUGGAUGGUUCAAUGUGCCGGACUGGGAGAGUGGUUCAACACAUGAGCAUGCCGGGGUGAAGGUGACAAUCAAAGAUUCUGACCAAACGCCCUCAAUGGAUGGAGACAAAGGGGGGAAUGGUUCAACAUCUGAGCUUGCCGGAGUUAAGGUGACGGUAAAAGAUUCCAACCAGUCGCCCUAUGUGCAUGUGUCAAUGGAUGGCAUCGAAGGGGCAUUGGAAGCCGAGGAGUACAAAUCUCCCUCAUCUCCUGUAACCAACGACUAUGAUGAUGAUGUCAACUUUGUGCCUGAGUCGGAGGAGGUUGAUGGUGAACCAUUGUACCCCAAACUGGUUGUGGCCUAAUUCAAACAAGAAAAGUAUUGGUUCCUU
This is a messenger RNA of Cuscuta campestris, 2161 nucleotides long. Lineage: Eukaryota; Viridiplantae; Streptophyta; Magnoliopsida; Solanales; Convolvulaceae. The record is from the annotation of a GenBank genome assembly.